Sphaeroforma arctica JP610 is the source of this 418-nucleotide messenger RNA. RefSeq lists its product as hypothetical. Gene Ontology annotation, molecular function: protein binding. The record is from RefSeq and is a predicted model, not a curated record. The annotation marks the transcript as partial. The transcript has 4 exons. Lineage: Eukaryota; Ichthyosporea; Ichthyophonida.
ACGGAUAUGGAACACAGAGAACGGCACCUGCAUACGAACUAUCUACGAGUACUCUAAUCCGCCGCUGGGCCAUAUCAUGUACUCCAAAGAUUCCAAAUAUAUUCUUGCUUCCUAUCUUAACAGCCAGAUCCGAUUGUGGAACAGUCACAACGGAAAGUGUUUGAAAGUGUAUAGUGGCCAUCACAAUGUGCGGCUGUGCUGUUUUUCGGCACUCGCAGACGAAGAUACACACCCGCUGGUACUCAGUGGGAGCGAGGAUGGAAGGAUACUGAUCUGGGAUAUGCAAUCAAUGACUCAACUCCAGGUGCUGGAGGGUCAUACAGAUAUUGCCAUUUCUAUUUCGCACAAUCCCACCUCCGGUCAGUUCGCGUCCGGCUCAGUGGAUGGUACACUGAAGAUAUGGAAACGCAUAAAGUGA